Messenger RNA from Diceros bicornis minor, 3949 nucleotides. It is a transcript of the gene POU2F2, whose product is annotated as POU class 2 homeobox 2. Gene Ontology annotation, cellular component: nucleus. Lineage: Eukaryota; Metazoa; Chordata; Mammalia; Perissodactyla; Rhinocerotidae. The transcript is spliced from 16 exons. The record is from RefSeq and is a predicted model, not a curated record. Gene Ontology annotation, molecular function: RNA polymerase II cis-regulatory region sequence-specific DNA binding; DNA-binding transcription factor activity, RNA polymerase II-specific. Bases 2 to 2125 code for a protein of 707 amino acids. Gene Ontology annotation, biological process: regulation of transcription by RNA polymerase II.
GAUGACACAGUUGUUCCCCCAGCCCUGCGGGGCGGGCAGCAUGGUUCACUCCAGCAUGGGGGCUCCAGAAAUAAGAAUGUCUAAGCCCCUGGAGGCCGAGAAGCAAGGUCUGGACUCCCCGUCAGAGCACACAGACACUGAAAGAAAUGGACCAGACACUAACCAUCAGAACCCCCAGAAUAAGACCUCCCCAUUCUCCGUGUCCCCAACUGGCCCCAGCACCAAGAUCAAGGCUGAAGACCCCAGUGGCGACUCAGCCCCAGCAGCACCCCCGCCCCCCCAGCCGACUCAGCCACAUCUGCCCCAGGCCCAACUCAUGUUGACGGGCAGCCAGCUAGCCGGGCUCACGGCGCUGAUGCCAGCUCAGCAGCAGCUCCUCCUGCAGCAAGCGCAGGCCCAGCUCCUGGCCGCCGCCGUGCAGCAGUCCACUGCCGCCGCCGCUGCCGCUGCCGCCUCCUCCACCUCCUCCUCCUCUUCCUCCUCCUCUUCCUCUGCCUCCUCCUCGACCUCGCAGCCCCCAGCCUCCUCUGGGGGAGGUGACCUGCCACCACCACAGCCUGCCAGCCAGCCCCCCGGGACCCCACAGCUCACCCUGUCCCAGCCCAUCCAGCUCACAGCACAGGACAUACAGCAGCUCCUCCAGCUCCAGCAGCUGGUGCUCGUGCCGGGUCACCACCUCCAGCCACCUGCUCAGUUCCUGCUGCCACAGGCCCAGCAGAGUCAGCCAGGCCUGCUACCGACGCCAAAUCUAUUCCAGCUACCUCAGCAAACCCAGGGAGCUCUUCUGACCUCCCAGCCCCGGGCCGGGCUGCCCACACAGGCCGUGACCCGCCCCACGCUGCCCGACCCGCACCUCUCGCACCCGCAGCCCCCCAAAUGCUUGGAGCCACCAUCCCACCCUGAGGAGCCCAGUGACCUGGAGGAGCUGGAGCAGUUCGCCCGCACCUUCAAGCAACGCCGCAUCAAGCUGGGCUUCACGCAGGGUGACGUGGGCCUGGCCAUGGGCAAGCUCUACGGCAACGACUUCAGUCAGACGACCAUCUCCCGCUUCGAGGCCCUCAACUUGAGCUUCAAGAACAUGUGCAAACUCAAGCCCCUCCUGGAGAAGUGGCUCAACGACGCAGAGACUAUGUCUGUGGACUCAAGCCUGCCCAGCCCCAACCAGCUGAGCAGCCCCAGCCUGGGUUUCGACGGGCUCCCGGGCCGGAGACGCAAGAAGAGGACCAGCAUCGAGACAAACGUCCGCUUCGCCUUAGAGAAGAGUUUUCUAGCGAACCAGAAGCCUACCUCAGAGGAGAUCCUGCUGAUCGCAGAGCAGCUGCACAUGGAGAAGGAAGUGAUCCGCGUCUGGUUCUGCAACCGGCGCCAGAAGGAGAAACGCAUCAACCCCUGCAGCGCGGCCCCCAUGCUGCCCAGCCCUGGCAAGCCGGCCAGCUACAGCCCCCAUCUGGUCACACCCCAAGGGGGCGCCGGGACCUUGCCGCUGUCCCAAGCUUCCAGCAGUCUGAGCACAACAGUUACUACCUUAUCCUCAGCUGUGGGGACGCUCCACCCCAGCCGGACAGCCGGAGGGGGUGGGGGCGGGGGCGGGGCUGCGCCCCCCCUCAAUUCCAUACCCUCUGUCACACCCCCACCCCCGGCCACCACCAACAGCACAAAUCCCAGCCCUCAAGGCAGCCACUCGGCUAUUGGCUUGUCGGGCCUGAACCCCAGCACGGGAAGCACAAUGGUGGGGUUGAGCUCCGGGCUGAGUCCAGCCCUCAUGAGCAACAACCCUUUGGCCACUAUCCAAGCCCUGGCCUCUGGUGGAACCCUGCCCCUUACCAGCCUUGAUGGCAGCGGGAACCUGGUGCUGGGGGCGGCCAGCGCGGCCCCGGGGAGCCCCGGCCUGGUGACCUCGCCGCUCUUCUUGAACCACGCUGGGCUGCCCCUGCUCAGUGCCCCGCCUGGCGUGGGCCUGGUCUCGGCAGCCGCUGCGGCCGUGGCGGCUUCCAUCUCCAGCAAGUCUCCUGGCCUAUCCUCGUCCUCCUCCUCAUCUUCCUCCUCCUCCUCCACCUGCAGCGAGGGGGCAGCACAGACCCCUGGAGGCCCUGGGGGGCCCGAGGCAGGGUCCAAGCCCGAGUGAGGGCCCGCCAUGCCUCCCCUCCUACUCCUCUGACCCCCACCUCGGUCCCCCGCCUGGGAAGAGGGCGCGGAGGCCAGCGGUGGGGGCGCAGAGGGUCCUUGGAGCAGGAGUGACAAGGGAGGAAAGACCAAAAAAAAACCAACCAACCAAAAAAAAAAAGAAAGAAAAGAAACCAACCAACAGAAAAGAAAACCAAAAAUAAUCACAACAGAAAGCAGCUGCCCCAAAGGAACCAGAGGUGAAAAACAAACAAACAUAAAAAACCAAAAACAAACAAAAAAUUCCCCAGAAAACCAAACAAACCCAAAACCAGUCUGGAGCCAGACCUCAGUGUGCUCACCCUCACCGCUACAACACCAAAUAACCCCAGCCAGGGGUGGAGAAGCCUGGCAGGGCGGACCUCACGCCGAGCCCCUGGGUGUGGGGCCAACCCCAAGCUUUGCCUCCCCCGGCGGGGGCCAGAGAAGGAAAAAAAGAAUGUGCCAGCCUCGCAGCCCCAGCCCCCAGCCCUGGGCCGGCGAGGAGAGGGCACAGCCUGGGGCAGAUGGAGUGGGCUCAGAACCACCCUCCAAAUGUUCUUUUCCAGAAGGUGAAAGAGAAAGGGCCUGAACAACCUUACACCAAAUAUUCAGUAGCUUCAUCCAAAGGAUGUACAGAAUUUUUAGCGUUGCGCUCAACAGAAUGUGUCCCUACCAUGUGUCUCCCUCUACCCUGGCCCCCAGCUCUCCCCACCUGGGCGGGGGUCUUGCUGUAACCUCCUCCCUCCCCCAGCCAGGGGAGAGUUCAGGGGAAGGCCUGGGAUGACUUCACCCCUUGUACCUCCUCCUUUUCCCUUUGAAGGGUGGGCUAGGCCAUUUUGCCAAGUUCUAGCUCUCACACGUCCCCCCUCAACCCUGUCACCCUUUUCUGCUCUGGAAUCUGCCCCCUCCCCAGCCCAUGGGAAGGUGGAAGUUUCAGGCAAGAGGGAAUGAGGUGAGGGCAUUCAAGUUGUCUUUUUUUCCAUCCUCCUCUGUUAGUUUCCCUGAAAAAAAAAUUCAUAUUCCAGUGCCUAUCCGUGGGAUCCUUCACGUUCUUUGACAUUGACCAAAAACCAAAAAGAGAACUCACCUCGCUCUUCCCACCCUGUGCCCCUCUGAUACUGGCAGAUGCCUCUUCCUCUCCCCCCACACACAUGCACACACGCACGCACCCCAGUGGUGGGUUCCUCGAGAUGGCAUCCCCAUCAGGGUCCAGGUGGCGGGGACAGUGCCAUGACCUGUGGUCCCCAUCCGAGAGGGCGCUGUGGUGGCCACCACUCCCAUGAGACCUCCCUCGAGUCUUGGCUGGACCCUGUGUUUGCCCAGCCCUGGACACCUCUCAACGGACAGAGGAGAGACGCCGCUGGGAGCCACUUUGCCCUCCUGCUAUUGUGGAGGCCAACAAAGUUUUGAACCAAAAAAAACAAAAACAAAAAACCAAACAAACAAUAAAUUAAAACUAGAAAAAUAAAAGAAUUUAUAGAUAUAUAUAUAUUUAAGGGAAAGAAGACGAGGACUCUUCAAGAAUAAGAAGGAGCCGCGAGGUGGAGCCAAGCCCCUGCACCAGUGGUCCAGGCCCUUGGUCCCCGAGGCGGAUGGAAGGACGGAUGCUUCUUUCUCUUCACAAAUACCUCAUGGACGUCGUCUUCGGGAAAGCCGGAGGGGGGCGGCUGGGGCAGGGCCUGUCCCUCAGCCAGGGCAGAUGGAAGCGGGUGGGCAGGGCUGAGAGAGGGUGUCAGGGACAGGGGUAAAGAGCCCCAAGCUCCCCGCCCCCCAAUCAAUUGAAAAAGCUUUAAAAAAAAAACAG